Bipolaris victoriae FI3 is the source of this 1002-nucleotide messenger RNA. RefSeq lists its product as hypothetical. Gene Ontology annotation, molecular function: monooxygenase activity; iron ion binding; oxidoreductase activity, acting on paired donors, with incorporation or reduction of molecular oxygen. NCBI's taxonomy places the organism in Eukaryota, Fungi, Ascomycota, Dothideomycetes, Pleosporales, Pleosporaceae. Bases 1 to 1002 code for a protein of 333 amino acids. The record is from RefSeq and is a predicted model, not a curated record. The transcript is spliced from 5 exons.
AUGAAGGAUAUACCCAACGAUGGCCUUGUCGUAUUCCGAGGCAUCUUCCAUACAACAACGCUGAUGCCAACGUCGACGGAAGCGCUGGCAGACGUUUUUGUACACAAAAGCUACAGUUUUGGGAAGCCACCAUUUAGGAAAACAAUUAUGAAGAAGAUCAUCGGGAAGAGCCUAGUUACGCCUGACGGCGAAGAGCAUAGACAAAUGCGUAAAAGCAUUACAUCAGCCUUCCAUUUCCGGAACAUCAGAGAUCUGUAUCCCAUGUUUUGGGCAAAAUCGACUGAGUUUCAGAUGGGGCACUAUUCUACCCAAGGUACCAUGGACAUGAUAGGCCUAGGGGGCCUGGGUCGCGGCAUUGAUUCUUUACAGCAUAGCGAUGAUGAGUUGGUCAAUAUCUACCAGCAGAUUUUCGAACCGACGAAAGAAAAAGUGCUCUACUUCCUUUCCCAUAUUUUCUUGUCGCCCUGGAUGGUUGAACAGCUGCCGUGGGGGCUUAACAAUGGGUUAAAGUUCGGGAUGAUCCGCUUGCGAAAGAUAUGCAUUCAAAGCCAUCUGCGGUUAGAAAUCUAUAAAUACAUACCAGAUCCAGAGGUGCUCUUAAGCUCAGCCUUUGACGUCGCCGGCCUCUUGGAAAGCAUGCUCUACCUCAAUUGCGUGUGUAACGAAGUGCUUCGACUCUUCCCCACGAUUCCUAUAAUCAUGCGCGUCGCUAUCCGCGACACAACGGUUGAAGGGCAUCAUAUCCCGGUUGGAACCACAAUUCAUAUUGUUCCAUGCCAGGAAUUUGUGCCUGAACGUUGGAUCCACAAGGAAACUGGACGCCCGACCAUGAGGGGUGGAGCAGAGAGCAACUAUAGUUUUCUGACAUUUUCGCACGGACCCAAGAAGUUGUAUUGUUGGCGGGCCCGCUGGAAAAAAGUUGUUGCAGGUGGGACGAUUACGAGUAAGCCGGUAAAUGGGAUGAGGCUGAAGCUUCAGCCAGUGGAAUGGGGCUCUGGAUAG